This is a messenger RNA of Capsicum annuum, 5000 nucleotides long. Its product is annotated as vacuolar protein sorting-associated protein 20 homolog 1. The record is from RefSeq and is a predicted model, not a curated record. NCBI's taxonomy places the organism in Eukaryota, Viridiplantae, Streptophyta, Magnoliopsida, Solanales, Solanaceae. The coding region runs from base 4482 to 4787 and encodes 101 amino acids. The transcript has 5 exons.
CCUUUUGUUGUAUGUUUUUUGUACUCCCUUUUACUUGUUAUGUUUCGUUUCUCGAGAGUCAAUUUGCAUGGACUAUCAACAAUAUUUUAAGAUAGUAGAGUUUUUAAUUUAAAAUUCAAAAUAAUGAAUGAAUUUUAUUCAAUUUAGCUCUGAAGAUUAGUCAAAUUCGAUUUUGUAAAGCGAGACGUGACAAGUAAAAGUGAACGGAGCAUCCGACAAUCGUUCAUGGAAUCUUGUACUUUGAUGAUUUGUCAUGUUGUCUGCAGUAUCUUUUUUUUUUUCUUUUUUCCAUGGCUUCUUUACUUGGUUAAUUCUUUUUCUACACUGCUUUGAACAUUUUUCAUUGAGCUAAAGGUCUAUCAGAAACAACCUCUCUUCCUCCAAGGUACGAGUAAGGUUUCCAUACGCGCUCUACAUUCCCCAAACCCCACUUUGUGGUAUGAAUGUAUUAUGUUUAUAUAUAGAUAUGCAUACACACAUUUAUGUAUAUAUGUUUUUGUAAGUUGUUAAGUGAUGAUCAAAAGUUGUUACUCUUUGGUUUUACAUGCUGAGCAGUGUUGUGAAUGUCGGUUUCCACGUCGCCAAUGGCGAGAGGCGAGGCGAGGUGAGCCUAUGUCACCAUCUGCCUUUGUGGCGAUGCCACCUUCGAAAGGUGACCAGGCGACUAUGGCAAGAAAGGCGAUGCCUUUAUAAAAAAAAAAAAUUAGGGGUUUAAAGGAUAAAAGGUACAUUGGGGUUUCAAAGAUGAGAGGCUAUAUAAUGAAAUGCAUGUUUGACUUGAAGAUUAUGAAAAUAUUGAAGAAGAAUAAACUUUUAUAGUUUUAGUAUUGCUUGUUUUAUGGAUCGUUGAGUCAUUCAAGUUCUAGACUUUUAGUAGCUACAAUAUAUUUUAAGUUUUUGAAUUGAAAUAUUUGCUAAUAUAUUAUUGCUAUUGAGAUUUUUGAUUAUUUAUUUAUGCAAUUAAAUAUUUUAAUUUUUUGGUAUUAAUUGUCGCUUACCUCAAAAAGGAACGCUUCGCCACUUGCCUCACCGUGUGGCAAGGCAGAGCCUUGUCGCCUUUUGCCGCCUCUCGCCGUCCAAAACACUGAUGCUGAGCGAUUUCUUAUCAAUGUUACUGCUUGCAUUGCUAAGCGUGCUCCUCUCACCUUGAUCUCUUCAAAGUUUAUAUUUUCAAGUUUCACUAGAGUACCUUGCAGUUGAUCUGUGAUUUUCUGUUCUCUCUUAUUAUUAAGAAACGGUAGUUUGUCACUCUUUCUAUUCAAAUCUGAAAUUUUAUGUCUGGUGAUUAAAAGCAAAGAGUUGCUCAACCUUCUAUUUUGGUUCCUGGUUUACCCAUGGUAAAAGACAACCUCCACAUAGAUCCUUGAAAAGGCAUAAUGACGGAAUAAAUUGAAGAAGGUUUACUGUUUUCGUUGCACCUGUAGUACAAUUAAUCAUUGUUUUGGGCCUCAACAACUGCAACAGCUCAGCAGUAUAUUGUGUCCACCAUCAGGGAACAUGUUAAAACUUUUACUCUGGAACGAAUCUUAACUUCCCUUAUAACAGUGUUGCUACCCACAAGGAGGAUGAGAACACUUAGGGGUCGUUUGGUUGGGAAAGGGUUAUCCCAGGAUAAUUAAUCCCGGGUUAGUUAUUCCGGGACUAGUUAUCCCACCAUGUAUAUGGGAUAACUUAUCCCAUCACUAUGGUAUAAAUGGUGAGAUAAAGAGUCCCGGUACUAACUAAUACCUCACACCAAACAUGGGAUAAAAUAAUCCUUUAUUUUAUCCCGAGAGUAUAUAUUCCUUAUACCUCACACCAAACGACCCCUUACUUUAAUAUCAACUAUCUUAGACGUUAUAGCAAUACUUAAAUAUCUCGCCCUAAGUUUGGUGGUAAGGCAGUGGGUUAGGAUACAUAUCCACAAAAAGUACAGAAAUGUUGAUUUUAAGUGAGGUAGAACAUUUGAAGUUCCGGAAAAUAGAGAUAAGAAGGAUAUCCAUGAGAGCGUAAAUGUGUCGAUUAUCACAUUAUUUCGAUGUAGUUACUAGUCCUUCCGAAAAAUAGAGAUAAGGAGGAUAUCCAUGAGAGCUAAGUUGCUCGGACUCUUCAAAAAUGUCUACGGGUGCGUGUCGGAUCCUCCAAAAAUAGUGUAUCUGUGAAGGAUCCGACACGGGUGCGGCAACAUUUUUGGAGAGUCCUAGCAACUUAGCAUGAGAGCAUAAAUGUGUGUCGAUUAUCACAUUAUUUCGAUGUUGUUACUAGUCCUUUAUUGUAAGGCUCUACAUUGCUUUUCUUACUAUUUACACUUUACCCGAGGGUCUUUCGGGAACAGUCUCUGUACCUGCAUGGGGUAGGGGUAAGGUCUGCGUACACUCUACCUUCCCCAAACCCCACUUGUGUGAUUUCACUGGGUAAGUUAUUGUUGUUGUUAUUAUUUGUAUUUAAAUGCAAUGCUUUAUUGUGCUAUUUAUUUAAGCUGCCUAAUUUUAUGAACUCAGAAACAUCGGGUCAUUGGAAUUAUGAAGUUCUUGAUAAUUAAAACUCUGUUAUGCUGUUGACACUACGUAGAUGAUCUUCAGCUCAAGUUGUAUUAAAUCAUUGUUCUUUCUGAUUCUUUUUUUUUUUCGAUUGGGGAGAUGGAGUUUACUUCUCAGUUUUCUUCAUACGAGCACCGACAAACAGAGAUAUUCAGACAUAUAUAUACAUGUAUGUUUGUAUAGAUAUCUACACACACAUAUGGAUGUAUAUAUGUUUGUGCAAGUUGUAAAGUGAUGAUCAAAAGUUUUGGAGGCUGUUGUUUAAGCUGAAAAGCAAGCUGCAAAGGACUUGCUACGUGAAAAGAAGAAAGAUAGAGCCCUUUUAGGAUUAAAAAGGAAAAAAGUGCAAGAAGAAUUAUUAAAGCAAGUUGAUGUCUGGCUCAUAAAUGUUGAGCAGCAAGUAAGCAAUUCCUGUUAAAUACUGUUCCUUACUCUGUCACAACUUGGUACUCUUUCUUUUAAAAAAUUCAUUUGCUUUCUGAUUCAUCUUACAAAUUUGUUUAGUUGGCAAAUAUAGAUCUAACAAGCAAGCAAAAGGCUGUGUUCGAGAGUUUGAAGUCUGGAAAUAAUGCAAUUAAAGCAAUACAAAGUGAGAUCAACCUAGAGGAUGUUCAAAAGUUAAUGGAUGAUACAGCAGAGGCAAAAGCUUAUCAAGACAUAAGCUCUUUCACAAUAUAUGGUUCUUUUUAGUCUUGUGGGAUCUAGGAAAUUCAUUCAUACGCGUAGGUUAUAGUAUAUGCUCAUGCUCAUGGUAAAAGAUAAAACAAGAAAUAAGAAACUUCUGCUUGAAAUAUUCAGGCUCUACUUUGGGGAAAUGUUGCACUCCAGGAAAGUUCAGUACACUUUAAGUACGAAACUUGAAAUGUCAAGGAAAUUGUCCAUCUGAUGUCAUAUCUGCAUAUCAUGAAAUUCUGUUUCAUUUCGAACAUCAGAAAUGUCUUGUCUUGAUUGAAAUGGCAUAAUGGUAGUAUGAGGAAAUGAUCUUACUUGCUCUAUAACUUUUUAAAAGAUGUUACUUGCCAUAUAUAGUAGCCAAUCAACUAUUGCCCUGUUCUUUGCGUUUUAUGUUCAUAAUAGAUUUAUUUUUUGUGAAUGUUACAUAAGGGAAAGGACACUGGGAAGAUAACUUGGAUAAUUUGCUCCUUCGGUGCAAUAUAUGUGAAGCAAAUUUCCAUUUUCUGAUGUAAAUCCCAUUCCUCUAUCGUAUCUUCCCUAUUCCCAUUGAACUUUCUUUUCCAAACUGUAUUGUUGCCUUCAUUAUGCUCAUACCAAUGCACCUGUUCCACAAAAGGUCUAGGUACUUCAAAUUGUUUGUUGACAUGAACAUCUGUGGUAAAACCUCUGGAAUUGUUUCAAUCUUGAACCUUGGACAUAUGCGAUUGUCUGAAUCAGAAUUCUUUAGGAAGAAUAUCUUUUAUCUCAUGUUAGCAUACUCCAGUCCCCUUACGAUACUUCUCUUAGCGGGUUAAUCAUACACUUCAAACGUAUCUAGCGAUUCCCAUGGCAUCAUUGAGAAUCAGCAAUACACUAAUGCCCUCGUUGUCUACAUUGGGAACUUGAUUAAGGAGCAGACCUUUUAUUUACAUAUUUUCUAGAAUCUGAAACGAACUUUUUAUUGCAUGUUCUCUUAAUUCUGGUUAGGUCCAAGGAGUUGUUCUCAAUCUGAGUCAUUUGCAUUUACUACCUAACCUUGUGCAUAACUUUUGCAUGAUCUCAUUGUUACUGGUAAGGUACCGAGUUCUCAAUCAGAGUCAUUCACACACUUACAACCUAACCAUGUGGAUGACCUUUUUCUUUUUCUUUCUUUGAUACAUAACUAGUUUGAUGCUGUAUCUGCAUAAAAUUCAUAAUUUUGAUAGGUGAAGGCUCACGAUUCAUGCACUUUGGUCUCACUAGGUGCAAUGGAUGAAGUUCAUAAUUUUCUGUGACGCUUUUUACUGAUAAAAAGAAAAAGAAAAUCAUAUGGCGCUUUUAUUGUUAAUGGGUUGGUUAUUGAAGGAAAUCAAUGCAAUUCUUGGAGAGAAGCUACCUGCAGAAGAUGAAGAGGAAGUUUUAGCAGAAUUUGAGAAUCUGGAAUCUCAGUUGCAAGAUCUGCCAGAAGUUCCUUCUGCAGCGCCAUCUGUUGAAAAUGUGGAAGAGGAAUUGGAUCUUCCUGAUGUACCUACAAAACCUCCAGUCAUUGCAGAUGCUGUUAAUGAGGAUGCUCAAGAAACUUCAGCUGGGAUUACUGAACGAAAGAAAGUUAUGGAGGAACCAUUACCUGCAUGAUCUCAUUGCGUCUUGGUUCAUAGCGUCAAGCUUGGAGACACUAAUAAAGUCCUUUUGAAAUUAAAGGAUCUCUAACGUCAUGUAACAUAGACAGUUCUUGGUCACUUUCUCGCAGAUUUAUUGUAUUUUUCUCUUGCGCCUGUACAGAUCCUCGUCUUAUUUCUAACAUCACAUUUGGGAUAUCAUAUUUUAUACAGUGUGUUUUCUGUCAUA